Messenger RNA from Colletotrichum lupini, 1596 nucleotides. RefSeq lists its product as uncharacterized. NCBI's taxonomy places the organism in Eukaryota, Fungi, Ascomycota, Sordariomycetes, Glomerellales, Glomerellaceae. The coding region runs from base 1 to 1596 and encodes 531 amino acids. The record is from RefSeq and is a predicted model, not a curated record. The transcript is spliced from 13 exons.
AUGCGCCAUGUGUUUGAGUGGAGAAUGGGAACAUGGUCAAGACAUGGAAGCUGCGCUCCCGCUUGGAGCCGGCCAAAUAUUGUCGGAGUAUCCGUAUCCAGGUGCAGAAAGAUGAUUGAUGGUCCAUUAGGAAUAGUAAGGAAGAUAGAAGAAGACGAAACGUACAGAUACGGGGCUCUACUAUGGAUAGACUGGUCGCGGCAGCUUCACAACGGAGUGCAAUCCGAGCAACGAACGGCGGGCCGAAUUUUCAAUGACGGGCGAGAAUACUCGGGUCAAGGUUCCCUAGCCCAACUUGGCCAGGUACAAGCUCGCGACAGAAUUGCGUCUACGGGAUCUUCCCAUGUCGUCUACAGAAAGCAGACGCAAGCCGAGCCAGUAAGUUGCGAGCUGCAGAACAAGGGACCACAGGCCACCCCUGCUCAUAAGCACCCAACGCCAGGAACCCAGGCGGGGUGGGAGGCUCAGGUCCCCGAGAAAUUGAAGAAUGAUCAACACAAGGGUGGGAAAAGGGUGGGUGGUGGUGGUGGUGGGGUUGUUGUUGAAGGAGCGAAAAGGGUGAAGCGGGAGCAGAAUCAGAAGGGGAGAAUGACCGGGCGGAUCGGAACAACAAUUCCCUCCGCCGUUUUCUCUGUCCUCAAGUCAUGUCACUUGCUGGGAAGACCACAGCUGACACACGGCCUCGUUGAAAUGGGACACCGGGGGGCGGAGGGGGCGGUGGAUGUAUCGUCAUCCUCCAUCUUGAGAGUCUGCCUACUUUCCGAAACCGAUGGCUACAACGACAAAUUUGACUACACCCUAUCACAUUGUCGUAUCAUUAAAGGACAAGGUGGCGAACUGACCGAACGGCCGGGAGUAGAUCAAAGAUUGCAAGCAAGCCAAUUUUUGUUCACUCACUUGUCACCCAUGUGGAUGAAGCUGGGCAACUCUAUUCUAACAGAACCUAGGCACAUACCCAACCUUCAAGAAACACCCAGCAUGUUCCUCGUCAAAGCUAACCUUAUUGGUUCAGCAAGGCGAGCCGAUUUCAGUCUUGAAGAUGAAGGGUCAGCGGGAGGGACGCUGCGGCAUAACUUCAAGAUGUCCGGAUCCGCCUCAUCGCCAUCGGCGGGGUGGUCAUGCAGUGGCACUUGCAUUUGUUUGUAUUCGUAUGCGCUUUCGACGUUCAAUGGCGCAACAUAUCAGCCGGGGCACAUUGACUAUGCGCAAUGGACUUUGCAUUCUCUAUCAUAUUGCUCCAUACAUAACAUGCUGCUCUCAAACACGACAGGUUACCGCGAGUCUGGGCGGAAAUUUACUUGCAAAACGCUAGCAUACUACGUACAGCAAAUAGCCGGGAGCGGGAAAAGUCUCCAGACUUUACAACAAGCCGUUCUGUCGCCUGCUGAUGGUCGCAAGACCCCGGGCACAGGGCGAUCAGGACAAUGCUGUGAUUAUCUUGGGAUUGAGCAGGGGAACUCUGUCGCAUCAGUGACUGGGAAGGGGAUCGUGGAGAACGGCAAUAUCCGUUUGAUUCCAUCGAGACAUGCUCCCGGCGGUGCCAUAUGGGCGACUGUGCGCCCUGGCUACUGCAGCAUUCCGGCACCUAGUGUGUAG